UAUGUCAGAGGAGGAUGAGGAGGAAAGCACUAAAUCAAGUGCACAGACUGAAGAAGAACAAGAUAUUCAUGAACAAUUCGGUUGGUUCAGUUAUGUUUUAACAGUUGACGAGAGCCUUAGAUCAAGAUUUAUUCAAAUCAAGGCUCUUGGUAAUAUCGUAAUUUCAAUUCUAUCUCUUGUUGGUCUUAUAUUUGGUGCGAUAGCUCUAUCAAAGAUAAAUGAUUAUAAGGAACUCGUGAAUAUGUCAGAUUAUCAGAGUUUACUUGGAGUUUUCUUAUUUAUGAUUCUAUUUCAGAACGGUAUUUCUAUUAUUUCUAUUUUAUUAGAUAUGAGAUAUUUUAAAGAGAAUAAGCGGUUAAAGAGGAGAGACGCAUUCUCUUUUCGGAAAAUGCAUUGGAUGGUUUUUCUUUUAGGUUUAAUUGGUUUUAUCAUAUCAUGCAUACUAUUAAGUAAGGAUAUACAAGGUGAUGUAAAGAAAGAGCUAAUGGAAAAUAUUCCUAAAUAUAGAACAAUUGGUAAAUUUAAAGCUGCCAUGGAUAAGAUACAACAAGAUGACGAAUGUUGCGGUAUUACUGGAAUUAAAAAUUGGUGGAUGUCAACAGAAUGGUACGAUUUCAAGAAUCUACCAAUAAAAAACAAUUAUAAUAGGAGUAGUCUAAAAAUGGUUCCAUUUUCAUGCUGUAUGAGAGAAAAUGUCAACAAACCAUGCGAGUAUAUGAACGCAGAAAAUUCAGAUACAAUUUAUAGGUCAGGAUGCUUAAAUAAAAUUGUUAAUUAUUGCAAGAAACUAUUUAAAUCCGCUGGAUGGCUCAUGUGGACCACAUCCGUUAUUCAAUUGAUCAUAGCUUUUAUAUCAAGAGUAGCAUACUUCUCGGUAAAGUAUCUUGAACACGACCCUACUCAAACGGUUACCUUAGAGAUAUUUAGUGGUACAUUUGUUUCGUUAGAAGAUAACGACGAAGAUGAAUUUCGUAAAGUUCAACUUAGAACAUCAAAAGAUGAAAGUGAAGAAUACGAAAAUGAAGAUGACGAUUAUGAUGACGAGGAGCAAACGUCUCGUUCAAGGAGAAAAAUAAGAUUUAAAUAUCAAAAGAAUAGAUUACAUAAUAGAAAAUUUAGAGAUAAUUAUUAUAAACUCUUAGAGAGCGAUCAUGAUGAUAAUUGGACAAAUAAUAACAUGUCAAUUGUAACAAAUUCAUACGACGAUCCUAGAAAGUUAUUAUUGGAAAGUAGGAAAAAUAAGGAAAGAAUUAUACAAAUAGGAAACUCAUCUCUAACACCCCAGAAAGAUAAUGAGAUUUACCAAGGUUUAACGUCGGGUUUAGAGUUUAAUCCAAAGGAAGUUUUAGCUCGAAUGAUGGGUAAACAAGAAAAGGAGGUUGGUCAGAAGGCAUACAAGUAUUUUCAAGAUGGGGAGUAUCUAGCAGUCUUAAAAGAAUUAUCACCUCUUAGUAAAAAAUGGCCUCUUGAUGCAAGACUCUCGCACAAUAUAGCAGUAACAGAAUACAUUAAAGGUGGAUUAACGACAACCGCAACAUUUUGCCAGCAAUUAACAAAAGCCGCUGAACUAGCCAAAGGAAACAUUGACCAUUUAGAGACGUUAGAAGAUGCUGACCAGUGUCCUUAUUUCUACAAUAAAGCUUUAAUAUUCAUACAUCUACGAAAAUAUGAUUUGGCUCUAAAAUACUUAAAAAAUAUUAAUAUUAUCUCUUCACCUAUUGAGGAACCUCUUGGAAAAGCAGCUGCUCUUGCAUUAAUCGAAUUAUAUUUAAUAACGUUUCAACCUCAUAAAGCCCUUGAAGAAAUAACAAGAAUUGAACAUUGUCUGUCGAAUGGUAAUUCAAAGUCAUCAACCCCGGAAUCUACCAAGGAUGACGACUCAGAAAAAGAUGAGCACCGCAUGUCAACAAAACAAUUAAACGAUUAUAAGGCCUCGUUAGCGGUUUAUAAAGUUAGAUGUUAUUUGGGUUUAAAGUCAAUUAAAAACUGUAAAAGAGAGCUAAAGAAUUUAGCUAACUACGGGAAAAUACCUGUUUCAAUGUCCAUACUUCGUUGCAAUUUUGAAUAUUUGAAACGUAAUGAGCAGAAAGCAUUAAAAAUAUUAAACGGAGAAAAAUCAUCCUGGAAAAUAACAGACUUAGGAUUACAUCAUCCGACAGUUUUUUAUAAUAAUUCGGCCGUUUUACAUUUCGCUAUUAACAAACCAAAUGUAGCUCUUCAUUAUUUACACAAUGCGGCCAAAGAAGAUAAAAAAGCAACAGAAGAAUUCAAGCCUAUAAGCAAAGAGAGUGAAUCAAACGGAAGACCAGUACAUUGUUUGAAUAUUAGUGUUAAACAUAUCAUAAAUUAUAACACGGGUAUUGCUCUGCUCUUCGCCAACAAAUCAGAGUUAGCGUUUGAAUAUUUAUUACAAUCAACCGAAGUAUUUCCUCAUAACCCUCGUUUAUGGUUACGAUUAGCGCAAUCAUGCGUUCAAUUACAACAAGCAAAAGAUGAACUACACGAUCCGGGUCAUCCAGUAGCUAAGGUUAUUGGUCGAGGUAUGCAUCGAAAAUUAUUAUUAAACAAAGGAAAUUGGAAAAAUGAAAUGGCAACAGUAUAUUUAAAAAAUGGAUCUGAAGUACCAUGCUUAGAAUUUGCUGCUCAAUGUUUACGUACGGCGCUAUCACUAUUACCAAAACAUCUACCGGACGAAUCAAAUAUAGAUGAUUUUAAAGGUGAAGAAUUAAUUUUACCAGCUCCACCUGCCACGCCUUUGAGGUUUUUUGAAAUAAUUCAUGUAAAAAACGAAAUUUUAACAACUUCGGCGUAUGUUCAUCUAUCCUUAAAUAAUUAUUUAGUAGCAAAAGAAUAUGCCGAUCUUCUUCUUACCCAAGCGUACUUAUCGCCUGCCCAAGAGUUUGCUGGAAAAAUGUACUUGGCUGAAGCUCUUGUUCACACCGAUUACGUAGUAGACGCUAUCGCCUGUUUAGAAGCUGAUGACGCAACGAAUGUCAGCACCGUUCCCCCUGUACCAGCAGACGUUGAAAUAACACCUCCUAACCCUACCAACUGGCCACAGGUAGAGGACGCUAAAAAAGCCAGAAGUUUAAUGACGUAUAACUUGGCGGCAACUCAAGCUAUUAGAGGCGACUUUACCAGAGCUCUUAGCUCUUUAGAAGUUGCAGAAAAAGAACUAGGACGCCGCGCACCUGCUCAACUAUCGUUUUUACGUCUAUACUUAUUGCUAAUGGACGGUAGAAGGCAAGAAGCCGUAGACUAUGUAUCAAAGACUUUUGGACAAAUUGGACUAUAA
Dimorphilus gyrociliatus is the source of this 3295-nucleotide messenger RNA. The record is from the annotation of a GenBank genome assembly. NCBI's taxonomy places the organism in Eukaryota, Metazoa, Annelida, Polychaeta, Dinophilidae.